Neofelis nebulosa (Clouded leopard) is the source of this 4586-nucleotide messenger RNA. RefSeq names its product solute carrier family 24 member 3 (gene SLC24A3). The record is from RefSeq and is a predicted model, not a curated record. The transcript is spliced from 17 exons. Gene Ontology annotation, cellular component: membrane. Gene Ontology annotation, biological process: calcium ion transmembrane transport; intracellular calcium ion homeostasis. Bases 572 to 2812 code for a protein of 746 amino acids. Gene Ontology annotation, molecular function: calcium channel activity; calcium, potassium:sodium antiporter activity. NCBI's taxonomy places the organism in Eukaryota, Metazoa, Chordata, Mammalia, Carnivora, Felidae.
CCCCUCUGUUUCUCCGAAGUUUCGGGCGAUUCCUUCUGCCCGGAGACCCGCCUCCCGGCGGCGUGCUCCCCACGAGGGGGCCUUCUGCGCCGCCCCCUCCCUCCCCCCGGCACUGCACGGCCGAAGGAUCGCGCACGGGGCUCCCUCCCCAGCUCAGUCUCCUCCCCACGCGCCCCCUCUCCGCCGCGCCGGCCAGCGCGGGCUGCGUCCCCGGCACUGCCCCCCGCCCGCUUCCGAGCCUGAGCCGCCGCGCCGCCGCAGGCUGCGGGAGCUGCGCCGCCCGUGCUCCCGGCGCGCUCCGGCCCCGCUCGGCCCCGGCUCCCCGCUCCCCGCGCGCGGACCAUGGAGUGAGGGAGCGGGCGGUCCCGCGACGCGCUCCCGCAGCCGGCGAGGCCGGAGCCAGCCCGGGUGGCCUCGCCAGCCCGCGGAGUUGGCCAGCGGCGGGCCCUCCUCCCGCCGGUCCUUUCCCGCUCCUCCUCCUCGGCCGCCGCCGCCCCCACCUCCCGGCCGCCCCCGCCGCCCCCGCCGCGCCGCCGCCCGAGGCCGAGCGCGGACGCCGAGCGUGGGAGCCAUGGCGCGCGAGGAAGAGAGGGACCCCGAGCGCCGGGAGGCGGCGGCGCGGGCCAGCGGCGAGGAGGAGGAGGAGGGCGAGGAGGGACUGAGCGACAGCGACGACGAGGACGAAGACGACGAGCCCGGCAGCGGCAGGGAAGAGGAAGAGGAGGCGGCGGCGGCGGCCAGGCGGGAGCGCAGCGAGGACGCGCGGCUGCAGCGCGCAGGGGUGCCUCCCGCCGCCGUCCCCGCCGCGGCCGCCCGCGACAGGAGCGGCCGCCGCCAGCCGGGGCCCCCGCCGGGGCCGCUGCCUUGCCGCUCGAGGAUGCCGUCGCCCGACGACGAGGACCGCGAGCGUCGCCGGAGCCGCCGGAGGGACCUUCUGCUGAGCCAGCUCUGCUUCCUGGCCUUGGUGGCGCUGCUGCUCUGGUCGCUGUCGAGCAUGCAAGAGCAUAAUGACCUCGACUUCAUGGACCUCCUAGGGGAAGACAGACAAUGGACGGUGGGGAGGAAGUUAAUGCAGGUGAACGAUACUCUGACUUCAGAAGAUGCAGGACUCCGGAGCAGCAAGAACUGCACUGAACCAGCCCUGCACGAAUUCCCCAAUGACAUCUUCACCAACGAGGAUCGAAGACAGGGGGCGGUGGUUCUCCAUGUGCUCUGCGCCAUGUACAUGUUUUACGCACUGGCCAUUGUGUGUGAUGACUUCUUUGUCCCCUCCUUGGAAAAGAUCUGUGAGCGCCUGCACCUCAGUGAAGAUGUAGCUGGAGCCACGUUCAUGGCAGCAGGGAGUUCGGCCCCAGAGCUGUUCACAUCCGUCAUAGGGGUCUUCAUCACCAAGGGUGACGUGGGAGUUGGGACCAUCGUGGGCUCUGCAGUGUUCAAUAUCCUGUGCAUCAUUGGUGUCUGCGGGCUCUUUGCUGGGCAGGUUGUGGCUCUUUCCUCGUGGUGCCUGCUGAGGGAUUCGAUUUACUACACGCUGUCUGUGGUCGCGCUCAUCGUGUUCAUUUAUGACGAACAAGUUUCCUGGUGGGAGUCUUUAGUCCUUGUGCUGAUGUAUCUUGUCUACAUUGUCAUCAUGAAAUAUAACGCUUGCAUCCAUCAGUGCUUCGAAAGGAGAACGAAAGGUACUGGAAACAUGGUCAACGGCUUAGCCAACAAUGCAGAAAUCGAUGACAGCAGCAAUUGUGACGCAACUGUGGUGCUACUCAAGAAAGCCAAUUUCCACCGCAAAGCGUCAGUGAUCAUGGUAGAUGAGCUGCUGUCAGCCUACCCUCACCAGCUUUCUUUCUCUGAGGCUGGACUUCGAAUCAUGAUCACCAGCCACUUCCCCCCCAAGACCCGACUCUCCAUGGCCAGUCGCAUGUUGAUCAAUGAGAGGCAAAGACUCAUAAACAGUAGGGCCUACGCCAAUGGAGAAUCUGAGGUGGCCAUCAAAAUCCCAAUUAAGCACACCGUGGAGAAUGGAACAGGGCCCAGCAGUGGCCCAGACAGAGGUGUGAAUGGGACUCGGAGGGAUGAUGUUGUUGCUGAGGCUGGUAACGAGACAGAGAAUGAGAAUGAGGACAAUGACAACAACGAGAAUGAUGAAGAGGAAGAGGAGGAUGAAGAUGAUGAUGAAGGACCAUACACACCAUUCGACCUCCCCUCUGGAAAACUGGAAACAGUGAAGUGGGCAUUCACCUGGCCACUGAGUUUUGUCUUAUACUUCACGGUACCCAACUGCAACAAGCCACGCUGGGAAAAGUGGUUCAUGGUGACAUUUGCUUCCUCCACGUUAUGGAUUGCAGCCUUCUCCUACAUGAUGGUGUGGAUGGUCACAAUCAUUGGAUACACGCUGGGGAUUCCUGAUGUCAUCAUGGGGAUCACCUUCCUGGCAGCUGGAACCAGUGUGCCUGACUGCAUGGCCAGCCUCAUCGUGGCCAGACAAGGCAUGGGAGACAUGGCUGUGUCCAACUCCAUUGGGAGCAACGUGUUUGAUAUCCUCAUUGGCCUUGGUCUCCCAUGGGCCCUGCAGACCCUGGCUGUGGAUUAUGGAUCCUAUAUUCGGCUAAACAGCAGAGGACUGAUCUACUCCGUGGGCUUACUCCUGGCCUCCGUCUUUGUUACGGUGUUUGGCGUUCACCUGAACAAGUGGCAGCUGGACAAGAAGCUCGGGUGCGGGUGCCUUUUCCUGUACGGUGUGUUCCUGUGCUUCUCCAUCAUGACAGAGUUCAACGUGUUCACCUUUGUGAACUUGCCCAUGUGCGGGGACCACUGAGCCGCCUGGCCACCCACCGAGCCUCAGUCCUUCUUUACUGUGCAAUACAAGACCCGGCCGCACCCCGAGUCAUGCGGGCCCCCAGAGCCAGCGCAUCUGGCUCUCCCGUGCUGUUCACAGGCCUCUGCUCCUGCCUUGGUGGCCCAGGCUGUUCCCACCCCUCCCUGCUCCCCCUCCUCCAUGGGUUUCUCUCACCCACCCCUUCCUGCCUCCUCCGUGUGAAGACUCUGACAUCCGCGUGAAUUUUCAAGCUCCAUUUUUGAACAGUGACUGAGAUUCUAGAAAAACUGGCUGCUAACUGGCCCAAGCCAGGCAAAACUUACUACAAUCCCUCCUCCUUUUUUAAGUUAUUGGAUGGAAGACAAACCUAAUUUAUGACCUGAGACUGUCGAAGGAAUAGAGAGGAGAGGGUGUAUUGAUGCUAGGGAGUGUUUGGGAUUUUGUUAUGUUUUGAGGCAAUACCUAGGUUACUACUGGGUUUGGGUGGGGUUGUUUCACUUUGGGGGGCUCCCCUUUUUAUUCCUUUUCUUCCAGAGAUGGAGAACUUCUCUCGCAUCUUUCACCGGGCUCUGGAUUAGAGGAUGAUCCACAGGUUGUCCCCGCCAUGUCUUCUGGGAUCAAGUCCCAGGCAUGGUGGAACAUGCAUGAAUUUAGUGCUUAGUAGAGGAACAUCUGGGCGAGGCCACGGGGAACAGAUGCAUGACGUUUCAUACGCAAGGAUGCCUCCCUGAAGUCCUGUAGGCGUCAUCUAGGGGGCACAAGGCUUUUGAGGAAGAAGACAGCUUCCCACAUAUCCAUUAGGACAAUCAUUUUGUCACUAGGUUCCUUCUAGUCUUUCAAGCAAUAGUUCUAGCCUGCCUGAGGCCUUUGAUGAGGGGCCCCGGUUACACCACCUGUCCUGGAGGUGCCGGGAAGUCAGCGCCAGAAGUUUCCCAGCCCAAGAGUCCCUGAGAUGCGCUCUCAUCACUUGGUAUUCAGGGUGACAGGGAGAGACCCAGAGGCCACCACUGCUUUUUGUGCAGGAGCUACAGACACUGGUUUCUUGGAAAACGGAGAGAAGCGCACUUUGCACAGACGUCGUCAAUAAAGUCCCAAUUUGCCAUUCGGUAUUGAGUACACUGGACCCUGACAGCUGGCUUUUGGGCCAGCGUCCUUCCUCGUGGGACGCCUCCACCAAGCUGCCCCAGCUCCACCCCUCCCAUCCUGGAGGGAUGGCGAGGGAAGGAGGAAACAGAGAACUGACACCUUGGGAACCACAGAAUGUGUUCAAUGCAGACUCGCUCAAGGGCAUAAGUUAUUGUGAACGUUGCUGCCAAUCACUGCUCAACAGCCCUGCUAGAUUUUGUAUGAUGCUGAAUUAUUAUGCAGACUAAUUCCACCGAGUUGAGACCCACCCAUGCUUGUUACACUUGUAUUUAUUGAAACUGUGGAUUCUUGCCCGUGCCGCCCCCUGUAUUUACUUUAAGCACUGAUCACUUAUCAUUCAUUCAGUAUGGUUUUCCCCCCCGCCCCCUCCCCUUGUACACAUUCUGGUAUGAAUUGUAAAAAUAACCUGCUACAAAUUGGUUGAAUGUUUCUGUCAAUGGUGCAAACCAAGGCCAGCGUUAGCCAGCCGACGAGGCACCUGCCCGAAGAAGGAACGGGAGGGGAAAUCACCAAUUUGGGCUCUCAGAGCUAAGACACACAUAUUGAUUCUGUUGCACAUUUUGCACUGGUUUAUGGAGAUUGUUUUCUUGGACGGAUAGUGUAAAAUAAACUUCUCUGUUCUAUAUCC